AUGAAAGGCUCAGGACUGAUUGGCCGACUGCUGCAGGACUUGCACAUGGGAGUCUUUAAUUCUGGAGAGAUGUCGAAAGUUGUUGGGAAGGUUCGCAACGGGAAACCUAUGUUGGUUUGGGAUGAAGUCCUGGAAUACUUCAGUGUGCCUGGAAAUGUGGUGGAAAAUAUGCUAUCAUGGAGUGAAGAUGAUCGCUGGACGCCCAUGGUGAUGUUCAUUGAGCGGUGUCAACUGGAUCGUACCCUGUGGCAAGAUUGGGAUGAGCGAGAUUUAGCUCUCGCCAACUAUUUCCACAUGUUUGUGAAGGCUACUCCUGCGGCGAAAGAUAUCUAG
Molecule: messenger RNA, 333 nt
Organism: Botrytis byssoidea
Lineage: Eukaryota; Fungi; Ascomycota; Leotiomycetes; Helotiales; Sclerotiniaceae
Exons: 1
Coding region: 1-333 (110 amino acids)
Source: RefSeq, a predicted model, not a curated record